Molecule: messenger RNA, 1390 nt
Organism: Ectocarpus sp. CCAP 1310/34
Lineage: Eukaryota; Phaeophyceae; Ectocarpales; Ectocarpaceae
Source: the annotation of a GenBank genome assembly
CCUCCAGCCGAUCACGUCGCUGCUGUUGCCGUAAUGAGCUCCAAGACAUCGCUGCUGGUUGCCGUGUUACUCCUUUCACCGCCGGUCUGUUGGGACUAUUCCCUGACAGCAGCAAGUUCAGCGGUUGAAGAAACGGAACUGCAAGUGUUCGGGGAGCCUGAGCCGGGACUCGAGUACGAGUUCGGAAAUGCUUUGUUCGACUUCGAUGUACUCGUGACAGGAUACGAGCCUUUUCUAGACCACUUGGUCAACCCUGCGCAGAGCGUCGCCGGCUCUUUGAACGGAACAUGCGACACCGUCUACCUCACGCCUCCCAAGACAAUGCGGCUUUGCUACGAGGGGGUUUCGGUUCCGGUGACUGCGGAGGGGAGCGGUUGGGCAGCCCGGCAGCUGGAGGAGACGCCCGCGAGAUGGGACGGCGUCAUCCACCUGGGGUUCGAGUCGUCGGCGAAGGGCCUCCGACUGGAAACGAUAGCGGCUAACGUCAAGACUUCGGACGACUUCCACUACCUAUGGAACUCGGACAUCCCGUGCCAGAAGGAAGGCACCCCUUUCGAGUAUAUCCAUGAGGGCUCCCCCUGCAUUCUCCCCACCACGGCACCCGUGUCCUUCCUCGAUCUCGGUGACCUCGCGGAGCUCCUGCAAGACGGCGGGCACGCCGACCUCGUAACUCUGGAGACUUGGAGCAGGGACGCCGGGGCGUACUACUGCAACGAGAUGUUCUACCGCACGCUGCACGCCAUUCGCGAGCUGGGCACCCCGUCGGUUGAUGGAUCUUCUCUCAUCCCGGCGAGCGAUGUUCGUUCACCUACCCGACGUAGCGGUGAUGGGUCUAGACGACAUGGCCGUCAUGGUGAGGUUCGUGGCCCAGAGGAUCAUGCUCGGCACGGUGGGGCUUCUGCCCAACGCUUGCAGCCACCGAUAGCGGUGGGCCCAGGGGGGGGGGGGGGGGGGGGGGGGGGGGGGGGGGGGGGGCACAUGGAGGGAGUGGCACGGCGGUCGCGUGCAGCACCCUUAUUUCAGUGAUGGGUGGUUGUUGAGCGGGUAGGCAGCUCAGCGGUGGUGUUGGCGUCAGCGUGUCUCUUUGGUGGUGCUGUAGCCAGAGUGUUUUGAGUGAUUCUUUGCGACAGCCAGGAGAGACGGUGAAUCGAAGGAGCCUUUCGCUUCGAUUCCUUUGAUUCAGGGUCCUCUGACCUUUUGGUGGAUGUAGAAUGGUUUGGUUGGUGCCACAGCCCUGCUUUUCCACAACCCUAGAAAAUUCGAUUGGGGUCCGGUCGCGACUACCGGGGGCAGAAACUUCGUGGCGGAGGGCUGGAGUUGGCAUAAACACAAACUCAUCGGGGCGAUCGUUUCUGGUUUUUUUCAUCGUUUCGUUUUUUCUUUUGUCAUU